AUGACUGGCACUCCGCAGUACGUUGCUGACUCCCCUUUGGGCGGCCGACGCGACCUCGGCGACUUGGUCGGAUCCGAAGCCGCAGAUACAGACGACGCCGGCACCGAGGAUUAUUGGCCACGACUCCCGAUAAGUUAUGGCCCUCCUCCUACGCAUCUAGAAAAUGCAGUCAAAGAAGUUGGCUAUAUCAUGCUUCUUUUGACAACGUUCAACGUCCCGGACGACGGUAGUGGAGACAUCAGCUGUAUCUCCAAACUUUUGCUCUCGCUCGAGAGCCGCGACGACAUCACGAAGUCUGUCUUGGAGUACACCUCUUUUGAACCCGCCUUCCGCCGCCUAGCGAACGAAAAAAGCUUUUCGGAGAACAAUGCCCAAAAAAUUGCCUCUCGUGCGGCCGCUCUCAAGCAGCAUUGGGAAAAGACCAGGCAGGACCAUCCCAACUGUCCACAAGACAUCGUCUACCCACCACUGCUGUCAGGCGUGCCCGACAAGCCCGAGAACUGGAAACUUGAACUCACCGACAAAGCCAUGGAAGAGGCUGAAAGGUACUACCACGCCCUUAAAACGCAGCGACAGUACGCCUACCGCUGCUUCCAGACCAAACCACCCAUGCCCAUGGCAUGGGUGCCCCAGGGCGGUGAUGCGUGGGCGAAGACGGCCCGUGCCAAGGUUGAGUCUGGCGACUUGUUCCACAGCCGCCUCUGGUCCCCGGUAUGGAUGGACUUCGGGCUGGCGUCUAUCGAUGUGAUGUUUGGCAUGGAGGCGGCCGGAUUGACUCAGGACGAGAUGGAUGAGUAUCACGACGCCUCGAGGACGAUGUCAGGGAUGAGGACCGAUUUUCAGGGCAGAGUCCUCCGAAGCGAGGACAUUUUGAGGGCUUGA
Messenger RNA from Diaporthe amygdali, 882 nucleotides. RefSeq lists its product as uncharacterized. The transcript has 2 exons. The record is from RefSeq and is a predicted model, not a curated record. The coding region runs from base 1 to 882 and encodes 293 amino acids. NCBI's taxonomy places the organism in Eukaryota, Fungi, Ascomycota, Sordariomycetes, Diaporthales, Diaporthaceae.